Messenger RNA from Magnolia sinica, 1137 nucleotides. RefSeq names its product bifunctional pinoresinol-lariciresinol reductase 2-like. NCBI's taxonomy places the organism in Eukaryota, Viridiplantae, Streptophyta, Magnoliopsida, Magnoliales, Magnoliaceae. The transcript is spliced from 4 exons. Gene Ontology annotation, molecular function: oxidoreductase activity. The coding region runs from base 38 to 976 and encodes 312 amino acids. The record is from RefSeq and is a predicted model, not a curated record.
GUGUGUGUGUGAGAGAGAGAGAGAGAGAGAGAUAGAGAUGGGAAAGAGCAGGGUUCUUGUGGUAGGGGGCACUGGAUACAUUGGGAAGAGGAUCGUUAAGGCAAGCUUAGCCCUGGGACACGAGACAUACGUGCUUCAUCGGCCGGAGAUCGGCCUCAACAUCGAAAAGGUCCAGAUGCUCUUAUCAUUCAAGGCUCAAGGGGCCCACCUCGUCGAAGGGUCCUUCUCCGAUCACCAGAGCCUUGUGGACGCCGUGAAGCAAGUCGACGUCGUCAUAUGUGCCAUCUCCGGCGUACAUAUUAGGAGCCACCAUAUCCUCCUGCAGCUAAAGCUAGUCGACGCCAUCAAAGAAGCCGGAAAUGUCAAGCGUUUUCUGCCGUCGGAGUUUGGAAUGGACCCAGCACGGAUGGGCCAUGCAAUGGAACCCGGAAGGGUGACAUUCGACGAAAAGAUGGCGGUGAGGAAGGCAAUCCAAGAUGCCGGCAUUCCCUUCACUUACAUCUCUGCCAACUGCUUCGCUGGGUAUUUCCUAGCCGGCCUUUGCCAAGUUGGUCAAAUCACACCUCCGAGAGAGAGCGUAGCCUUGUUGGGAGAUGCUAACGUUAAAGCCAUUUAUGUGGACGAGGACGAUAUUGGCACGUACACCAUCAAAACGAUAGACGAUCCACGUACAUUGAAUAAAACAGUCUACCUCAGGCCGUUGGAAAACAUCCUCUCACAGAGGGAGAUAAUCGGUAUAUGGGAGAAGCUCAUUGGGAAAGAACUUAAGAAGUCUACUAUAUCGGCGGAGGAUUUCCUCGCCAACAUGAAAGGUCUGGAUAACGCGCAGCAAGUGGGGUUGACACAUUAUUACCAUGUUUGCUAUGAGGGUUGCCUUGCGAAUUUUGAAUUAGGGGAAGAUGGAGUUGAGGCGUCGGAGCUGUAUCCAGAGGUUAAGUAUAUGCGAAUGGAUGAAUAUCUCAAACGCUAUUUGUAGAAAAUCUUAAAGACCUUCCCAAAAAAACAUUUGGUAGAUUUUAAUGGGUUUUUCUAUGGAAUGACCGUUAAAGGUCUCAAGCUUUGUGUGUUUGGGUUAUUAAGAAGUAUGGAUUGUAUGCUUUAAGAAAACUAAUGGUGUUUAUAUGUAUUUAAAUACUU